AUGACACAUGCAUUCCUCCAGUCUGAGUUGGCGAGCCUCAUAUCGGACUCGAAACGAAGACACAAUGACGUGCGCACCGCUGCUGAGCAGUCGCUCGCUGACCUCAAAUCGAUCUCGGUGACAUCUGAGACUCAGUUGGCUGGGGACCUCUAUCGCCGGCCACAAUUCAUUGAACCCUUUGUCCUUGCCUGUCGAUCCAAAAAUACCAAGCUAGCAACUACCGGGACCGCCUGUAUUCAGAGGCUGACGGCAAGCAAUGCAAUCCCUCGGACGAGGCUUUCCGACAUUCUAGACGCUUUCCGUGAUGGAGUCGCUGCAGGCUAUGAGCCUCAACUCAAAAUUUUGCAGACCCUCCCUUCCCUGUUGCAGCUCUAUGCUGACGACAUCCACGGAGACCUUCUUGCGACAGUCCUGGAACUAUGUGCAUCUCUUCAAUCCAGUCGGACCGCCGCUGUGAGCAAUACAGCAGCAGCAACCUUCCAACAGCUGGUCUCGGCGGUUUUCGAAAAGGCUGUGCAGACGGGUGAUCGUGGUGGGGAGGAUUUAAAAGCUGCCUGUCUGGAUGACGCAGUCCGGCUCUUCAAUGAUUUUUGUCUGCUGCUCGACCACCAGAAACCCCAAUACCUAAAAGUGGAGAGUCUCCCUACUGGCUUUCUACUUGAAACUCUACAAACGAUCCUGCUAUCUUACGACUCGCUUCUAGUAACUGAAAAACUCAGCGAUCAGAGAUGGCCCGAAAACCUCACGCACGGCCUAUCGCGUAUCUUGGCUAGAAAAGAUGCCUUUGGCAUGACUGCGCGUGCUCUUUCUAUCUUGCUCCUCAUCAUGCAAUCUCGCGCUGAGGAGCUCCGAGAUCAACUGGCACAAAUGGCCCCCCUGCUCAUUGGCGCAUUGGAGAAGGACGGUAACCCACUAUGGAAACGUGCCCUUUUCCUCGAGUUCUUCCGUUCCCUCUGUUCCGAAUUCAACGUCUUCCGGGAAGUUUUUCGCUUGUUUAACAAGGGCAAAGACUCCGUCAAAUUAGUAGGCCAGCUCAUGUCUGCCCUAGUCCGCAUCGCAGCGGAAGAUCCGUCUUUGAUUGGGCUUGGCCGCCAGUCGACCGUCCCCGUUCAGCGGGUAACCGACCCAAAGAGCGAAGAGGCUGCAUCAAUUGAAGCACAGGGCCUGGGUGGUGCUAUCACCUCGGUGACCUCGAGCGAUGCAAGUGUUACUGGUAUAAGCACUGAUUGGAGCGUGGUAACCGUCCGGCUCAUGGAUCAACCCGAGAAGAACAGUCCUCCAACAAUGCCGAGCACGUACAUAUACACUCUAGUCUUGGGUUGUAUCUCGCAUCUAUGUGAUGGCCUGUCAAAGUUCAUUAUGCCACUGAGUGUUCCAAGUCGGGCUUCACAGCGUGAGUCGUCCGAAAUGGGCCGCAGGGACAGCUCUGCCACAGACCGAACAGACGACGAAACAGCACGGAGACCUGUUCGACCAACAUCGUCGUCGCAGAAAUAUCAGCGGCUCAUAAAUCCUCUGACCCUGACGAAUCAUCGACUGUUCCCCCAGAUCCGCACCUCUGCAGAACUUAUCGAGGCCUGCUGGCCUGCUGCGCUUGCCACUUGCUCAACGUUUCUCAAUGCCGCUCUGGACUCGGAGUUCUACCACAUCUUAAUCCGAUCAGUUCAGAAACUAGCUCAGGUUUCCGGUGUGCUCGAACUUUCCACGCCCAGAGAUGCUCUGCUCACGACUUUGGCAAAAUCCUCCAUACCGUCUAAUGCGAGUAGUUUUAUAGCGGCCUCUCAAAGCAUCAAGUCGCCUCGAAUCGCAAGUGCUGAACACGGGAUGCUCAACGACGUGCUGAAGUCCCCAACCGAGGCACCACCAACACCCACAUUCCAGGUUAGCAGCUCCCCGCUCAAUGUCAGGCAUCUGCUUUGUCUUCGAGCAUUGUUGAACUUAGGUAUCGCUCUUGGUCCGACCUUGGAGGAGGAUGCCUGGUUCAUCCUCAUUGAGACCAUGCAGACGGUUGAGGCUUUGAUUGCCAUGCCGAAUGCAAUGACAGCGACCUCGCAAUCAGGAAGUCCAAGAAUCGGGGGCUCUGGGCACGACGGUCAGACCACUCUUUCAACCGAAAUAGCCGCUGUCCAGGCGGCAACCAAGAGGAUGCUCGAAAGCACACGAAGUUUCAGCGUUGAUUCAUUUGCCAUCCUCGUGCACGCCUUAUUCCGCUUGCUGGGGCAGAGUGACGCGGAGAGCGAUUCGCAACCCUCGGAGCAGAGUCUUGCUGCUCCUAUCUCACCCAAUCGCCUGGGUGCUCAAAGGCCGGCACAUCACAUUUCGCGGAGUGUAUCGGGUUUGUGGACAAAGUCAAAAACUCUGGAUCUUGAGAUCGGGUUCGUUCUCAACAAGCUCAGCGACUUGUCGCGCAUCAACAUAUACCGGUUCGCUUCUUCUGCCGAGCAGUCUUGUUCCUGGGAUCUAAUUGCAAACCGUCUACUGCGCGUCUCUCAGGACCCGAGCGUCCCUGGGAAUCAUCGUAUACAUGCCGCCAGUAUAUUGGACUUGAUCUCCAUGGAGACCGUAAAGCUCCUAGAUGACCCGCGCUUCGAAGCCAGCGAGGCAGACACCAUUCGAUCCCGGUGCUUACAAUCCCUCUUAAAACAGUUAGAGUCCUUCGACGAGACCCCGGGUCGCAAGUAUGAUGGUGUGGAGCUGGAAAUCCAUAAGAGACUUCUCGAUGCUUUGGAAAGUAUGCUCAGUCACAGUGGAGAUUCUCUGAACAACUGCUGGCCGAUUGCUCUCGAAAUACUGGCAAUUUCGUUCGCAAAAAGGGGACGGGCACCACCACCGUCCUCCGAUCCACCAGCGGAACAAGCCGACAGUCAUGUGCAGACAGCCCAGAUACUGAGAGUUGCAUUCAGGUCUAUACAACUGAUCACCUCGGACUUCCUCGGUGUUCUCGAUCCUAACUCACUCGCAAAGUUGGCCCAGCUCCUGCGUCAAUUUGGCUCUCAGCAUUAUGACUUGAACGUGGCGCUGACAAGCACAACUGUUUUGUGGAGCCUCGCCUCUCAAGCUUUGUCAAGAAUCGAGACAAUCGAUCUCGCUUCUAUGCCAACUCUGGAUAGCCGGACAGAGUCAGUUGCCCGAAACUCGAACUCCUCUUCUGGGACAAUCUGGAGCGUCAUUCUGCUGCAGAUGAUGGAACUGUGCAAAGACGAGCGCGUAGAUGUUCGAAAUGCAGCCAUCAAAGUUCUUUUGAAGAUGCUUGAUGCCUCGAGCGAGGCUCUAAGCUCAAAUACAUGGGCAACCAUGCUUGAAGCUGGUCUAUUGGACACGGUUCGAUUUUGCAUCAUGCAGUACGCUGCCGACAAGAACGACCAGAGCGAAUGGAUGGCGUCAGCCGCUCAACUGACGGAGGGCAUCAUUCAAAUAAUAUCUCAGAAUCUAACGGUGAUCGCCAGACAUGAUGACUUUCGAAAUACAUGGCUUCGCACUAUGGACGUUUUAAAGUCUCUGUUAAGCACAAGCUCACUGGCUGCGUCUGCGUUAGCUUUCUCAAACCUGUCGAAGAUCGUUUCGGCACUCUCGGUGUUGGACAAUGCAGAUGAAGAGCUGAUGGUGCCUCCAAUGAAGCUAUGGGCAGACUACCAUCCUGCUAAGAUCGGACGAAACACUCAAUCCCCUCGUAUGCCCGGCGAAGAACCGCCAACAAAUCAACAGGCCCUCACUUCCCAUGCCAGUGUCUUUGUUGAAGCAUACAAGACGAGGCCUCUCGCCGUUUCGAACUAUAUACAAAGUCAGGCUCCGGUGUUAAUGGAUUCCAUCGAGUGCGGAAUUCUGUUAUGCGUGCAUCCGCCUUAUACGAAUGAUGUAAAAGCUCUAGCACCGGAACAAAAGGAGGCCUUGCAGUGUAUGGCGAUAUUGAAAACCCUCUCGCGAGACCAAGUGUCAGAAUAUUCCCAGUUCUUGCUCAGGAUGCUGAGCCUCACCCUGAAUAUCCAGGAAGGGCGAGUCGGAGCCCAGCAGAAAAAGUCUGCGAUUUCAAAAUCUGCGCAGAAGCCAACGUUCAUCGCCUUUGCGGCCACAUGUUUAGAUAACUUCCGGAAUUUGAUUCUGGAGUAUGCUGGGGACAAGGACUUCAUCCGCACCCUAGCCGUGCAAAGGGCGUGCCAGGUGCUGUCCGCUAUCAUCGACACGAAGUACACGAAGAUCCCGACCAACACUCAAGCACCCUUGUGGAGAAAUGCUACCGUCACCACCGUGGUCAUGCUCGAAGCUUUACAGAAGCAUAUGAGCAACAGAAGGUUACCAUCGGUCGUCCGUUCUUCUCAGCUGGACGGUCUGGCAGCAGACAUCACCUCGACCGCCGUCAGCAUCCUGAGCUCUGGAGGUCUCUCCAAUCCUCCUGGUCCAGAAUACAGCGAAGAGACAAUCCUCGAUGAUGAAACGUUCGAUAUCGACCACUUCCGGCUCCUCCACGAGGCCAUCGUCUCCAUUUUCCAGUCUUCACAAGAAAUCAAGGAAGAUGCGUGCAAGGAAUACUCCGCUGUCCUGUUCGAGGCUUCACUGCUCGCGAAGCCUUGGUUCUACGACAUUCCAGACGACCUUAAGAAGGACCCGUUGAAGGGCCUGCUCCAGACGAGACCUGGCAGUGUCCACCGACCCGUCUUUGCUGUGAGACGAAGAAUUUGCUACGCGGCGCUGGAUGCGCUAUUUGGGCUCGUUGCCCGGCAGAGACCCACGCAAACGCGCAGUGGUGACCAAACCGAUCAUAAUAUCAGCGACGAGUAUGGUUCCAAGAUGGCUUGUGCGGCGGCGCCCUAUCUCAUCCUGCGCGUGGCGCACCCCUCCAAGACGUUUCUCGCGGACCAGCGACUACGCGGUCUCACGCCGCCGCCCGAACCCCAGCAGGCGGAAUUGCAGGUCGUGCUCUCCAAGUUCGUCGAGUUGAGGAGCGACGGGCAGGCGAUCGCCAGGACGAUGAUGACGACGACGCGGGGUCUCGACGAGAAACCUCCCUCCCCAUUAGAGAACGGCCCUUCUCCUCACGCACCGGUGGUGGUGGUCGUCAGGGACGAUGACGACGACGGCAAAUCCCACCUUCGCAUCCUCUACGGCUUGAUGCUGCGUCUCCAGAAGUUCUGGCAGGGCCUGCCCCGAUUAAGAGGUCCCGGGGCACGGGCGUGGCAGGACGACGAGCCCGGGAAGGCCGUCGAGGCGGCGCUGGAGAGCUGGGCGAGGCUUGUGGGCGAGGAAUGGGGAUUUACGGGGUUUUGA
Fonsecaea erecta is the source of this 5262-nucleotide messenger RNA. RefSeq lists its product as hypothetical. Lineage: Eukaryota; Fungi; Ascomycota; Eurotiomycetes; Chaetothyriales; Herpotrichiellaceae. The transcript has a single exon. Bases 1 to 5262 code for a protein of 1753 amino acids. The record is from RefSeq and is a predicted model, not a curated record.